This is a messenger RNA of Hansenula ciferrii, 1533 nucleotides long. RefSeq lists its product as uncharacterized. The transcript has a single exon. Lineage: Eukaryota; Fungi; Ascomycota; Saccharomycetes; Phaffomycetales; Wickerhamomycetaceae. The record is from RefSeq and is a predicted model, not a curated record. The coding region runs from base 1 to 1533 and encodes 510 amino acids.
AUGGGUAACAUACUGGAAAUUAUGAGAAAUAGGGCAACCAAGCCUAGAACAACAAUGAAAGAAUCAGUCGUUACACCUUCACCAUCACCACCUAAGAAAUCAGUUGGUAAAGAGAAUGGUUAUGAAAGUGAAAUUGAUGAUAGUGAAAGUGAUAAUGAUUUAGAUCCUUUAACUUUAUUAUCAGGUGGUAAAACUCAAUCAAUAGCAAAAUUAACAAACAAGAGAUCAAAUUUUUUUGAAAAUAAAUCAAAUAAUCAAAAUAAAAAAUUAAAAUUACCACCAAAACCAAAAUUAAAUUUACUUAAAAAUAAUAAUGAAAAUUUAAAUAUAUUGAAAAAAUCAGAUUCUUUACAAAAAUUACACAUGGAUGAUCAAACUCAAGCUAUAAAUGAAUUAAAUAAUGAAACUCCUGAAUCUAUGGUUUGUUCACAAUUAAAUAAUCCUCAAGCAAAAAAUGAUUUAGGUUAUAUUGAAUAUUUAUCUAAAAAUAUUGAAAAUUUAAAAGAUUUCCAAUUUUGGAAAGAACCAAUAUAUACAAAACCUUUAGGUGAUGAUGAUAUCCCAUUAGAAAUUGAUUUAAUACCAGGAAUACGACAAUUACUUACAAAUGAUGAUGAUGAAAAUAAUAAAUUUGAUAUUUUUAAUGAAUUAAAUAUUGAUAUUAUUCAACAAGAAAUAUCCAAGAUUAAUAAAUCUUUAGAACAAAAUGUAUCAAUUCAAGAUAUUCAAGAAUUUAUGAACAAAAUUGGUGGUGCAUUACCACACAAAAAAAUUACAAAUAAUGAUUUAAAAUUAAAUCCAAUGUUAACAUUACAAUCUAUAAAUUUAUUAAUUUUAAAAUUUAAAUUCUUAGUUUCCAAAGUUUUAUUAAGUGAUUAUUCCCCUGAUAAAUUUGAAUUAAUCAUUAAAAUCAUUGGUUUGAUAAUCAUGGAUCAGAAAUUUUAUAUUAAUGGUGAAUUCACAGAGAUUAAUUCUCUAUUAUUACAAAUUAUAAAAUGGAAAUAUUAUAAUGAAAAAGUUAGAUCCCCCAAAACUAUUUUAAAUUUUAAUAAUAUCUUGGAAAUUUGGUUUAAUUUAACUAAUGAAUUAAAAUUAUUCUUAAGAUUUGUUGAAGUAUUAGAUGAAAAUUUCUUAGUUUUAUCAAGAUUAAAGAAAAAUAUUUGUUUGAAUGUCUUUUUGGGGAAUUAUAAAGAUCCUACAGAAUUAAUCAAGAUUGAAUUCACAUCAGAUGAUAAUGAAUUUCAAUUCAUAUUAUAUGAUUAUAUUAUAUCCAAAUUAGUUGAUUUAAAUAAUAAAGACCCUGAUUCUUUUCAGUAUAAUGAAUUAAGUAAAGAAUUUAUUUGUUUAUUUAAAAUUUUUUCAAAUCAAAAUAUUGAUUUAGAAUUAAAAUCUGAAUUAAAAAUUAUUAAUAAUGAAUUAAAUAAAUUAAGGAAUAAAAUUACAACAAGUUUUAAAAAUUCAGAUCAAGCUAGUUUUAAAUCAUUGUUGUUACUUAUAACUACUUUAUUAAGUGAAAGUGAUAAUAUAAUAUAA